Molecule: messenger RNA, 2473 nt
Organism: Linepithema humile (Argentine ant)
Lineage: Eukaryota; Metazoa; Arthropoda; Insecta; Hymenoptera; Formicidae
Product: E3 ubiquitin-protein ligase RAD18-like
Biological process (GO): protein monoubiquitination; DNA damage tolerance
Cellular component (GO): nucleus; Rad6-Rad18 complex
Molecular function (GO): ubiquitin protein ligase activity; single-stranded DNA binding
Source: RefSeq, a predicted model, not a curated record
GUUUACUGUUUACACAGGUGCAACAAAAAGGCGCGCUGUUGACGAUUAAUAAAUAUUUUGCUUUUUUUCUUGUGAAAUUGAUUUUUUUUAAAUUUAUUAAAAUUUUUCCAAUAAUGAUCGUAAUUUAAACUGAUAGUAAUGAUUUGAUAUUCAGUGGAGUAUUGAAUUCUAACCUCAAAGUUUGUGAUUUAUAAUGUGGCCAAUCCAAUAUGUGGAGUUGAAGCUUAUUGAUGAGUUUUUACAAUGUGGAAUAUGUUAUGAAUACAUGGAUACUAGUGUGAUGACUUUGUGCUCUCACAAUUAUUGUUCCCUCUGUAUUAGAAAGUAUCUGCAUUAUAAGACACAAUGUCCAAUUUGCUUGGAAGAAACAUUCGAAAAAGAUUUAAGAAAGAAUAAGAUUUUGGAUGAAAUUAUCUCUCAAUAUUUGAAUGUUAAAGAAAAACUCUUGAAGAAAUUUCAUCUUGAAGAGACACUAAAAGUGAAAGAUAAAAACUUUGAGGAAAAAGAGACUGGAAAUGUGUGCUCCUUAAAUAAUUCAGAAUAUAAGAAGAAACAAGAUGUUUUUGAUACAAGCAAGAUAUUGCAUAAAAGUUCUGAUAGCCCAGUACAUAAGAAUAGUAAUAUUACACCUCAUGGAAAAAAGGAUUAUCAGGAUGUAUCCACUCCUAGCACUAGUACAGAACGUAGGAUACCUCUAAUGUUUACACCAAAGAGUACGAAAGGUUUUCCAAAUGAUGAAAACUGUCAAAUAGUAACAUGUCCAGUGUGCAAAGUAGAUGUGUCCCAAAAUAAUAUAAAUAAACAUUUGGAUCAGUGUUUAAAAAGGGAAAAUGCAAAAGAUCAGCCUAAAAAAAGUGAGUCAAAGCGUAAACCCUUGCCAAAGUUAGUGCUAAAUUUAAUGAAAGAUAAUGCCAUAAAGAAAAAACUUAAAGAAUUAGGCUUAUCAUCUCAAGGAGAUCGAAAAGUAUUAGAAAGCAGAUUGCAAAGAUAUAUUAUUCUUUAUAAUGCAGAAUGUGACAAAAUAAAUCCAAGGCCUAUAUCAGAAUUAAUUAGACAAUUUGAAGAAGAAGAGAAUUUGGAAAAGAAAGUACAAAAACCAUCAAAUAGAUUGAAUGUCAACCGAAAUACGGAACAGAAUGUUAUAGAACAACAAAGAAAAAAAUAUUUGGCUGUAAAUAAAGAUAGCUUUGACCAUUUAAUUGCAAAAAUAAAACAUGCCGAUAGUCCGCAAAAAUUAUCUGUCAGGCGCAAGAUAUUUAGCAAAGAAAAUCCUGAUGAUUCACAUGAAAGUCAUAUUACAGAAAACGAUUCGACUAUUAGAGAUAACGAAAAAAGUAAUUUCUUAUCACCGAAUUCUGCCAAUCCUUAUAUUGAAGAUUCAGAUUCGAAUGCAACUUGUCCUCUACAAAUAUAUUCUAGCACAGAUCCUAUGAAAUUUUUGACAGUAGAAUUGGCUUCUUCAUCUAAUGAUUCUACCGAGCAAUCUGCUUUCAUUCAAGAGACUCCAAAGCGUCGACGUAAAACCAAUCCAGUUUCAUUCAAUUUUAUUGUAAAGACAGAAGAAUCUCUCGAAAAUACUUUAAUACAUGAAAAGAUAAUUUCUAGUAACUCAAGAGAGUGUAACUUUUCGGAGGACAGAAUGGAUACUGAUACUAUAGAAUCAGUUUCCAAGUAUACUAGAAUAGAAUUGGAGAAUAGAGAGCGACAAGUCAAUUCAUCCGCGGAAAACAGCAGAAGUGGCUUGAAGUAUAGUCCAGAGAAAUAUAUUGGAGAUUCCGAAUCUAGAGAUAGUUCGCAAAGGGAAUUAUGCAAUAAAGAUACAGAUUCAAUUGUACAAGACAUCGAGAGUUUCGUAGGAGACAAUGAAAGUGCUGAAGAUGAUCAUAAUUUAGUUGUUACAGAGAGAUUAAAGCAGGAGCAAUUACAUGACGCGAAAAAGGAAUAUGUGUCCGAUUGCACAAAAUUUGAGAAAGAAAAUGUGGAAUCACUGGAUGAAACUAUAAAAGUUUUUCGAAAACGAGAGCGUGAAGUGACGUUUAUAUCAAGUGACGAGGAAAAAGCUGAAGAGAAAUCGAUGAAUACCAGAAAAUCACUUAGACUUGGCCUUACCGAAGCUAAGGGAUUCAACAAUGGAAAUAUCUAUGAGAAAACGAGGAAUGAAGAAAAUUCGCAAAGUAAAAAGAAGCAGACUCGUGGGACAUGUGCGAAGAGUACACGAAAUUGUACAAAGAAAUCUGUUAGAUUGAGAAAUAAAAUGUCUUAGAUUAAGAAGUGAAAUUGGUGUCAGAAACAUUAGUUGAAAAUUAAAAUAGUUGAAUCAUGGAAUAAAAAAAUUUUUAUAUAUUUUGUUGUGAACGCUAAUAAGGAAUAUUUCUUCUGCAUUAUUGAUCAAUGACUAUAGUUUUUCAUAUUUGAUUGUUGUAUUAUGUACAUACAUUUUCAUAAUUAUAUAAAUGUAUAUGCACACGGUGCC